CAAAGUAGGCCGAUUCAACAAAAUCAAAAGGAAAUAUAUUUUCUCUACAAUUCAUAUUUCUGUACAUUUACUUCAAGUUUAAGAAUUUUUUUAGCACAAAAUUCAUUAUUGAUUUAUAAUAUAGAAUCAUUUGGAAAAAGUUGCAAAAAUCUCAGUUUUGUUGAUAUGUUGAAGACGAGCACCUCACGUGAAACUGCAAUCAAGGCAGAGGCGCAAGCGCCAAAUUCGUGCAAUGAAAGCAACAACAGCGUGCAGAUGGGCAAGGAGAUAGACGAGAAUAGCAUGCAUAGACGAAGCAGCAGUCGUAAAUACGAUCGACAUGAUGCUGGCCAUUAUGAGGACAAUAUGUCGGAAGAUGAGAGUGACGAUAGUGCCGAUCGAAAAAUGACAACAACACGAAAAUCACGUAAAAUACAGCCAACGGAUGCAUACGACUAUGACGGCGGCGUGUCGGAUUGUAGCCACUGUCGUAAACAUCGUAUGGCCCGAGCGCGACGCAACCGACGUCGGAAGUCACGUUCACGCAGUCGUCGUCGCCGUCGUUAGAUUGUCAUUGUGCAAUUUGAUUUUGAUGAAAUUUUGUGUGUGAGAGUUUUGAACUAAAUUGAUUUUAUUUAAAUUCAUGAUGCGAAAAUAAAAUGGAAGUGUGUUAAGGA
Zeugodacus cucurbitae (melon fly) is the source of this 656-nucleotide messenger RNA. RefSeq lists its product as uncharacterized. The record is from RefSeq and is a predicted model, not a curated record. The coding region runs from base 166 to 546 and encodes 126 amino acids. The transcript is spliced from 2 exons. Lineage: Eukaryota; Metazoa; Arthropoda; Insecta; Diptera; Tephritidae.